UGGGAUUGUUGCUGUUGCAGUUUGUUUAUAUUCUUCGUCGCAAAUAGUGGAACGCUUCCGCGAUGACCGCAAUUGACAAAAUACAAGCUUUGGAUCACAUUGAACGAGAACUGAUAUUAUGCUUGCAAAGUGCCGGUGCGGCACUGAUGGAACUAAGCAAGGAAAAGACCAGCCAAAAAGCAACGGAAACGAACGUGAACCAGUUCCUAAAGUCGCUCAACAAUGUAGAGACAAAACUUUCGGAGCAGAUCAACUAUCUCACGCAAGUGUCGACCGGCCAACCGCACGAAGGUUCCGGUUACGCAUCGGCCAAGGUACUGCAAAUGGCGUGGCAUCGCAUACAGCACGUCAAGUCGCGCAUCAAGGAUCUGGAAGAGUGCAAAAUGCGCUACAUACAGGCCAACCGUAUGCAGAGUAACCGCGUUGGUCAGAACGCCUCAUCCAGCACGGCUGGUGUUAUGCUUUAAUGGAAAAAGUAUCAGAACACCGGAUCUAAAUUAUAUUCAAUAAAAACGUAUAUUUUAU
Anopheles moucheti is the source of this 525-nucleotide messenger RNA. RefSeq names its product mediator of RNA polymerase II transcription subunit 11 (gene MED11). The record is from RefSeq and is a predicted model, not a curated record. Lineage: Eukaryota; Metazoa; Arthropoda; Insecta; Diptera; Culicidae. Gene Ontology annotation, molecular function: transcription coregulator activity. Gene Ontology annotation, biological process: regulation of transcription by RNA polymerase II. Gene Ontology annotation, cellular component: mediator complex. The coding region runs from base 63 to 467 and encodes 134 amino acids. The transcript is spliced from 2 exons.